AUGCUCGACGGUCCAUUACCAUUUGAGCUCCGGCCGCGCAAGCUCGCCCAGCUGUCGGGCGAGGCGACGCGCAAGCUCGCGAAGCUCGCGAGCGCGGCGGGCUCGCGCGAGGACCGCGACGAGGCCGUGGCCUGGCGGGCCGCCGUGCUGCGCUCGCAAACGUACACGGACGAGGCGCUGGCCGCCGCCCUGCGCCGCUUCGACCUCGACGGCUACGGCUCCGUGAAAUUGGCCGUCUUCGAGUGCGCGCUCGAGGCCGUCGGCGUCGCGCUCGACCGCGGGGCCGCGGGCCGCUUCUUCGAGGCGCUCGACCUGGGCCGGAGCCGGCGGUGCGACGCCGAGGUGCUCGUCGCGCUCUGCGGCCACUGGCGGCGCAGCGCCCCAACGCCACCGACGGACGCGCCGCCGCCCCCCCACGGCCCCUACGACGCCGAGGUCGCGGCGUUCCAGGAGGACGCGCGCGCGUUCGCGCGGCAGCUCGGCGACGCGUGCGAGCGCUUGGACGCGUCGGGCUGCGGCGCGCUCUCCUACAACGCCGUGCGCCUCGCGUGCCUCGACGCGGGCGUCGCCGUGCCGAGCCGCCGGGCGCUCGAGCGGGCGGCGGCGGCGGGCGGCGUCGCGCGGCGCGACGGCCUCUUCGAGUACCGCGCGCUGCUCCGGUGCGACGACGCGGACGCGAUGGGCGAGCACCACGGCGCCGUCUGGCGCCGCGCGGCGGGCGCCUGGGCCGCGGGGCGCGCGGGCCUCCACGGGAGCGAGCGUUUCGACCUGCGGCGCCUCGCGGCGGUUUUGGGACAUUCCGGCGCGCCGCUCGGCCGCGACGACGCGUCGGAGCUCUGGCGGUCCGCGGCGCGGGGCCAGCGCCAGACGUCGGCGUCGGCGCUGGACGCCUACUUCGCCGUGCCCGACGCGCCCGUCGUGCCGGCAGCCGUGCCGACGACGACGCGGUGGCGCGCGCCGUUCGCCGUCGACGGCGACCCGCGCGAGCGCUGGGUGCCGCCGAAGCACCUCGCGCGGCGGCCGGGCAUGCGCCGCGCCGACGACGAGACCGACGACGCCUGGAGCGCCCAGGUGACCUAUCUGGACCACGGCGCGGCCGAUCAAGCGGCGCUCGACAACUUCGAGCGCGCGCGGACGGAGCCGCCGUUCUGGACCGAGGGCGCGACGCUGGAAGCGCGGGACGUCGGCGGCCGGCGCCACAACGGCGCGGGCUGGGAGAAGACGCGGGGCGACAGCGCGUCGCGGCCCUACUACGCGGACGUCUUCGCGGACCCCGGGCCGGCCGCGGGUCGGGAGCGGACGGACGAGGGGUUACUCGAGAAGGUGCCGGACCUCGCGGCGCGCCUCCGCGAGGCCUGCGCCGCCGACCCGGCGCUCGCCGAGAGCGCUCUGUGCCAGUUCCGCACGGGCCCGCCGAGCCUCGACCGCGGCGAGAUCAUCUCGCUCGCGCAGCAUCUAGGCUGCGUGCCCAUCACCAAAGGCGGCGUCGACCGCGUCGCGCGCUGGAUCGACCGCGGCGCGCUGCGGAGCGACGCCCACGACGUCGACGGGUCGCACCUGGGCUGCCGGGAGAACACGAUUCGAGUGUUGCUGGAUUUGCCGGUGGUGACGCACCUCGACGCGGCCGCGGCCGCGCGGGAGCGGCGCCGCCGCGAGCGGAACCGCGGCGGCACGAGCCACCUGACGGUGCGCACGCCCUACCCGGAACUGGCCUUCCGGCUCACGGAGCAGCAGCGCCGCGCGUGCUACCGGGUCAUGCGCCGCGCGAACGCCGUCGUCGCGCGCUGCGCGGCCUACGAUCUCGACGGCCACGGCGCCGUGACGCCCGAGGCGCUCGACGGCGCGCUGCGCGACGGCUCGUUGCUCCCGGAGACCGACGAGCGGCGCGACGUCGUCGGCUACGUCACGGAGGACGACGGCCGCGUGCGCUACGCGUCGAUCUACGCGACGCUGCAGCGGCGCCUCGACGACGACGCCGCGCUCUCGCCCGGCGGCCCGCGGCCCCGGCCGCGCCCGCCGGCGCCGCACCCGCGGGGGUCCCAGGAGGCGCGCGGCGCCAUGCCCUCGCGGUGCACGCAGGACAAGCUCGCCGCGCGGCCGCCGGCGUCGUCCGUCGCCGACGCGCCGGCGCUCAGCGGCUGGCGCGGCUCCGACGGCGCGCCGCCGCUCAAGGGCCGCUCCGACGACGGCUGCCGCGCGAAGCACGCCGACGACCUCCUGGGCCAGCACGUGGGCAGCGGCGUGACCAGCGCGGCGAGCGCCGACGACGCGGACGGUACCUUCGCGGACGUCGGCCACAUCCACCGACGGCCCGGCGCGGCGACGGACGACCUGCUCGAGUGGCGGCGGCCGCCGACGCCGGAGCGGCCGCGGCGCUUCGUCGACGACCCCAGUAAGUGGGAGCCCGCGGACACGGAGUCUCGCGAGGCGGGCGUCCCGCUGGACCACGGCGACGACCUCGACCGCGACCGCGAGCGCGACCUGCGCAACGCGGCCCGGGCGACGCCCGAGGACGCCGCGCGGGCCGCCGUCCUCGCCAAGUUCGACGCGUCGAAGACACUCGGCGCGCGGCCGAGCCCGGCGACGGCGGCCGUGCGGCUCCGCCACGCGUUCCGCCGCCACGCGAAGCGCGGCGCGUCGCCGGGCGGCGGCGCGCUCCUGCUCGUCGCGGCCCGCGGCGGCGGCGCGGGCGCCGCGCCGGGCGGCGGCGUCGCCGCGACGACGGACGUGGACCAGGUCCUCCGCGAGCUCGGCGUGGACCUCGACGGCGCGGAGCUCGCCUGCCUCGUCGGCGACGCCGGCGCGGCGACGGACGACCCGCGCUUCGUCCUCGUCGACGCGCUCAUCGUCCACGUCGUCGAGAUCAGCUGGGCGACGCUGCUGCGCACGAGCCGGGGGGAGCGCGACACGGUGGCCCUGGCGGCGAAGGUGCACCCCUGGUCCGGGCGCGCGCGGCUCGUGCGCGCCCUCGUCCACAACGGCACGCCGCUCUACGCGUCGCCGCGCGCGACGCUGUCGGAGACGCUCGCGGUGCUGCACCACUGCCACGUCGCGCACGCCGCGGGCGGCGCGGGCGGCGCCGUCGUCGUCUCCGUGUGCGAGACCUUGGAGCUCGCCGUGCCCCACGCCGGCGCGCCCAACGAGCAGACGCUCCGGCUCGUCGCGCGCGGCGUCGAGGUCCGCUGCCCCGAGGCGUCGUGGCGGCCGUGGAUGCCCCUCGCGCUCCGCUUCUCGAGCGACCGUGUGCAGAUCCAGCGCACGCGGCGCACGGCGGCGCCCAUCCCGCCCGUCGUCGAGCUGACGGCGCGGGGCGCGCGCGACCGGCUCGCGCUCGAGGACAUGGCCGAGUUCCUCCACAGUAGGGGCGAGGUCGGCCGCGCGCCGACGGAGGGGUGCGGCGCGAACCUGCCGGCCUGCGACGUCUUCGUCAUGCCUCGGAACCGCGCCAUCGAGUGGCUCGAGGACUUUGUGGCCAUCGAGAAGCGCCACACGACGAUGACGCCCGAGGAGGCGGACGUCGCCGCGCUCCGGCGCAUGGCGAAGCUGCCGCCCCGCGGCGACCCGGACAUGGACACGCGGACGCUGUGGGGCGUCGUCGUCCCGCCCGACGAGUCGUCGGCGCGGCCGUCCGACGGCGGCGCACUCGACGCGGCCCCCGCGGAGCAGCUCCGCCACGCCCGGGCCCAUUUGGCCACGUCCGCGCGCGUCGGCUCGUCGAUCUGGGGCAUGCCGUCCAGCGCCGCGCCGACGACCGUCGUCGCCUCCUCGAAGCCGCCGAUGGCCAUGCACACGUUCUUGCCCGACUUCACGAGCCGCUUGAAAUUGUCGCUCUGGACGGCCUGGACGCCCAGCUUCACCAUCCACUCGCUCACGAGGGGCAUGAUCGUCACCCACUUCGUCGCGAGCCAGGCCGCCCGCCACGCGUGCGACGGCUUGAAGUGCCACACGCGCACGCACAAAUGCUGGAAGCGGCGGGAAUGCGCCGGGAAGGCGGGCGCGCCCUACGAGGCCCGCGGGACCGUCGCGCCGCCGCCGGCCGUCGACGUCGAUCGCUGGUGGCGGGCGAACGCGACGGCCGUCAAGGCGGAGGUCGCGCGGCACUCGAUGAUCUUCGUCGCGGGCUCGCCGAACAGCGGCACGUCGCUCCUGCGGACGCUCGUCGCGCAGGCGGGCCUCGCGGAGGGCAUGGAUAGGUGCGCGGAGACGACGCGCUGCGUCCACACGAACGUCGAGGGCCAGUGGCUGCUGAAGCUCGAGGGCCAGCGCUUCGUGUCGCCCGUCGUCGCCGACGUCUACAGGCCGGGCAACCUGUCGAACCACCUCACGGAAGCCGACGCGGUCGACGCGGACGCGGCGCUCGUGACCCUCUGGCGCAUGUGGUCGCUCUACUGGGACAUGGCCCGCGCCUACCUCGUGGAGAAGUCUCCCGCGAACAUCAUGAAAAUUCGCUGGCUCGACGCGGUCUUCCGGCCCGCGAGGCGCGUGCGCUUCCUCGUCACGGUCAAGUCGCCGCUGACCCACAAGGGCGCCGAGGCGGCGGAGGCGCACAAGACCGCGGUCAAGGCCUGCGAGGUCGCGGCGCACAAGGCGCGCAUGGCCGCCUACAAAGAGCAGCGCCGCCGCGAGCGCCGCCCGACGACGACGAGGUUCGCUCGACCACCGAGUUGGCGGCGCCUCUUCGGCGGCGCGCCGCGGAGUCGCGCGCCGCCGGGGCGAGUCGUCGCGAAUCGGACGCGCGCGCCGCGGCGGGGCAACGCCAGCGAGUGCGAGGCCGCGGGCGGCGGCGCGCUCGCGGAGCAGCUCGCGGCCGUCGAGGACUGGGCGCGCAUCCACGAGGUCCUCGCCGGGGACCUCGAGGCCUGGGACGAGGCGCCGGCCCGCGUCGGCGUCGUCCGCUACGAGCGGCUGUCGCUCACGUGCCCGUGCGAGCGCAUCGUCCGCUUCGCGAUGCCGGACCUACCGCCGGGCGACGGCCGCCUCGCCGCGGCCUGCGCGCCCUUCGCCGCGUGCCGGCGGUCCCGGCGGCUCAACCUCCACAACGCCACCGAGGGCAUCAAGUUCCUCUCCGACGCGUCCGGCCUCGCGCGGCUCCGCGCGUUCCGCGACUUCCUCGACGCCGGCGGCGCGAGGACCGGCGACCCGGCGGGCUGGGCGCGCCUCGUCGCGCUCGACGCCCGGACGUCGGCGCUCGGCUACUCGCUCCUCGAGCCCCACGCGCACUACGACCCCGCGUCGCCGCGCGUGACGGACCGGUGGGCGCCGUGGAGUCUCACGCCCAUGGCCGUCAAAGCGGUCGUCGAGCGCAACGCGGACACGGGGGAGGACGAGGCGCGGCUCGACGGGGUGCUGCUGACCUGGGCCGUGCUGACGGGCCGGGUCUACGUCGUCGCCUGGCCGAGCCCCAAGGCCGCGAGCCGCGCGGACGCGUCGCCGGCGCCCGAGCCGUACGGCCGCGAGAGCGAGGAGCUGCCCGAGGGCCCGCAGCGGACUUUGAGCCGGCGACGGUCGACGCUCGACGAGCCCGAGGAGGAGGCCGGCGGCGACGCGCCGAGCGAGCGCGGCUCCAUUUUGCCGACGGACCUGAGCGGCGCCGCGGGCCAGGCGUUCCGCGAUCCGAAGUCGAAGCGGCUGCUGCUGCGCGACGGCGCCUACUGGAGCGAGCCGGACCCCUACGGGUUCAAGGUGCGGGGCCCGAGCUACCUCAUGGACAAGGUCAAGGUGCCCUGCGGCCCCGCGCUCUUCCACCUGCUCGACUGCGACCUGUUCGACAUCGACGAGCCGCAGCCGCACAUGGCGCGGCACCUCAAGGACCGCAUGGCCGCGCUCUGGGCCGAGAGCGGGCUGCUCGUGGAGGGCAAGCGGCCCUACACGAUGAUCGUCCAGCUCCAGGUGCCCGGGCCGCCCUACAAGUCGUUCUGCAUGUACCUGGGCCUGCCGGACCGCGACGCGAUCUUCGGCGCGGACACGCCCUUCGGCCACGUCGCGAAGCGCUUCUUCGAGCCCAUCACGUCGCCCGGCGGCGAGGGCGGCGGCCAGUUCGCGACGAACGACAAGCUGCACAAGUGGCGCAACAACACGUUCAAGCUCAUCCCCAGGUGCGUCAACGCGCCGUUCGUCGUGAAGCGCGCCGUCGGCGAGGUGCCGACGCUGCUGGGGAACAAGAUCCAGCAGUUCUACUUCGCGCCGCCCGACGGCGACUACUUCGAGGUCGACUGCAACAUCGCGUCGAGCCGCAUCGCCCAGUACACCAUCGGCCUCGCGAUCGACCGCGCGUCCGUCGUCAUCGCCGACCUCGCCUUCCUCCUCCAGGGCGGCGCGCCCGCGGAGCUCCCCGAGGCCCUCAUCGGCGCCGUCCGCAUCGAGCACAUCGUCAUGCGCGACGCGACGAAGCUCGACCUCUCCAAGUCCACCAAAGCCAAGGCGGAGGCCAAGGACGCCGAAGCGCACGCCGCGGCCAUGGCCACCACCGUCAAAGGGCUGGCUCUCGCGGAGAAGCACGAGUUGCACGUGUGCCAGAAGACGAUCAACGCGUUCAUGGACGACUUCGGCGCGGCCGUCGGCGCGCUCGGCCUCGCCGACGCCGUCGGCGUGAGCGUGGAUUUUACGCUCUUCGGCAGCGACGUGAGCGCCGGAAGGACCCCGCUGAGCCUCGGGAAGCGCAUGCCGACCUGGAAGAGCCUCGCGGACCACCCGUCGGCGCCGCCGGCGAAGGGCCGCGCGCCGGGCAAGUUCUGCGCCGAGGUCGUCGCGGAGCUCGAGGAGGCGCUGCUGGGCUUCGUCAAGCACCUCGAGGCGCUCGUCGUGCACACCGUCGUCGGCUUCGAGCACGCGGCGGCCUUCUGCUUCAGCGACCUCAGCUUCUCCGUCGCCCUCGACCCGGUCCCGAUGCUCCAGGAGAGCAUCAACCUCACGGCGACCGUGUCCAUCGACGCGUCCAAGCUCGGCGAGCCCGCGGCGAGCUAG
This is a messenger RNA of Aureococcus anophagefferens, 6963 nucleotides long. RefSeq lists its product as hypothetical. The transcript has 7 exons. Lineage: Eukaryota; Pelagophyceae; Pelagomonadales; Pelagomonadaceae. The record is from RefSeq and is a predicted model, not a curated record. Bases 1 to 6963 code for a protein of 2320 amino acids.